GGAUGCCAACUUGUGGACCAGAGUUUUGACCUUCUGGUUUUUACUCAAGGCUCAAGACUUCGAUAGAAGAGAAUGUUAGUCAUCUGCCUGUAUACACACAACAGCCCGUCCCUUCCACCAGCCGUACCUUCUUCCCCGGCUGCCGGCCCCCUGCAGACCUGCACAUUACUGCUGUGUGCUUGCUAACAGUUGACCCAUGGCUAGAGCUGCAGCGCUCGCCAGUUCUUUGGUCCUGCUGUGCCUAGCAUUGGCCGGCAGCACAGACGCGGCGAGGAAGACGGUUGGGGCGUACAGGCUCCGGAACAAGAAGGGGGACUUCUCCAUCAAGGUCACCAACUGGGGAGCCACACUCAUGUCUGUCAUCGUUCCCGACUCCAAAGGAAACCUGGCCGACGUCGUCCUUGGGUACGACAAGCUCGCACAGUACGUGGACGCUUCUUCCGCCUUCGGAACCGUGGUCGGACGAGUAGCCAAUAGAAUCGCCAACGGCAGCUUCGUGCUUGAUGGCAAAACCAUCCGUCUGAACAAAGACGGCACCACCACACUUCACGGUGGGCACCGGGGGUUCAACAGAGUCAUCUGGACGGUGAAGGAGUACGUGCCCGGCGGCGACUCCCCGUACAUCACGCUCUACUACCGCAGCUUCGACGGGGAGCAAGGGUUCCCGGGGGACCUAGACGUGUACGUGACGUACCAGCUGUGCUGCGGGCCGUACGAGCUGAGAGCGGUGAUGAACGCGACGGCGCUGGACAAGGCGACGCCGGUGAACCUGGCGAACCACGCGUACUGGAACCUGGCCGGCAGCGGCGACGCCCUCGGUCACCUAGUCCAGGUGCUAGCGUCGCGGUACACGCCGGUGGACGCGGCCAUGAUCCCGACGGGGGAGGUCGCGCCGGUCACCGGCACGCCGUACGACCUGCGCGCGCCAACGCUCCUGGGCUCGCGCAUCAAGCACGUCUCCGCCGCCGGCAUGGCCGGGUUCGACGUCAACUACGCGGUGGACGGGGACGGGUUCCGGUUCCGGCGGGUCGCGCGCCUCCGUGACCCGGCGUCAGGUCGAGCGCUGGAGCUGUGGGCCAACCAGCCCGGGGUGCAGCUCUACACCAGCAACUGGCUCAGCAACGUCGAGGGCAAGGGCGGGAGGGUGUACGGGCAGUACGGCGCGGUGUGCCUCGAGACGCAGGCCUUCCCGGACGCCGUGAACCACCCCAACUUCCCGUCGGAGAUUGUGAGGCCCGGCGGGACGUACCAGCAUGACAUGCUCUUCAAGUUUUCCUUCUAGUUAAUGCCCUUCUUUCUUUCGUCAGCAGAUGCAGAUCAGAUCAGCCAUCUCGUACGAGUGAGCUCUAAUAAUAAAUCAGCAUACAGAGAUGUAGUGUCGGCGCUAUGAUGCCCCUAUUCCCAUUCCACGAAGACUUGGUAAUUGGUAUUUGAAUCGAACUUAAUUUGUUCUUUGUUAAUUAGAACAAGCGGUUACGUUCUUUUUUGCUUCAUCAUGUAUCAUGUAAGGCAUUUAGGCAAACACCAAUUUAUUCUA
Messenger RNA from Zea mays, 1537 nucleotides. RefSeq names its product galactose mutarotase. NCBI's taxonomy places the organism in Eukaryota, Viridiplantae, Streptophyta, Magnoliopsida, Poales, Poaceae. The record is from RefSeq and is a predicted model, not a curated record. The coding region runs from base 197 to 1282 and encodes 361 amino acids. The transcript has 5 exons. Gene Ontology annotation, molecular function: carbohydrate binding; aldose 1-epimerase activity. Gene Ontology annotation, biological process: glucose metabolic process; beta-D-galactose catabolic process via UDP-galactose, Leloir pathway.